GUGCACGGGUUCUUCUUCCGGACACGUUAUUGUUGCAUCAGCAUCCAACCAUCCAGCACUGUGGAUAUGUCGACCUCAGGAGAGCCAGCCUUUGAGUAUGGCUCCUUGCUACAGAUUACUGAGGAGCCCGCGCUGGCAGUGGCCCUGAAUGACUACCUCAUCUCACGCAGCUACCUGGCGGGGUUCUGCCCCUCCCAGGCCGACCAGAAAGCCUUUAAGCUCCUCCACAGGCCCCCAGACCCGCAUCAUGUCCACGCUCUGCGCUGGUACAGACACAUAGCAUCCCUGCAGCUGGACCUCCUCCCUGAGAGCAGCACGAAAGGAAAGCGGGUUCAGCCCCCUUGGUCUCCACCAGCAGGAACAGAUGUUCCACAACUGCGGCUCUACAACAGCCUGACCAGAGCAAAGGAGCCAUUUGUUCCCCAGUGCGGGAACAAAGUCACAUGGUACAGCUGCGGGCCGACAGUGUACGAUGCCUCACACAUGGGACACGCCAGAUCCUACAUAUCAUUCGAUAUUCUGCGGAGGAUACUGAAGGACUACUUCAAGUAUGACGUCCUCUACUGCAUGAACAUCACAGACAUAGAUGACAAAAUCAUUAAAAGGGCCCGGCAGAACCACCUGCUGGAGCAGUACAAGGAGAAGCAGCCGCAAGCCGCUCAGAUCCUGCAGGACGUCCUGAGCGCCAGAGGGCCCUUCCAGGCUAACUUGGCUUCGACCACAGACCCCGAUAAGAAGCAGAUGCUGGAGAGGAUGGACGCUGCUGUUACUGCCGCUCUGCAGCCCCUGCAGGCAGCGAUGGAGAGCAAAGCGGCACAGGAGGUCGCCCAACCCCUGGCAGAGGUGCUGCUGCAGAGCUCCAAGGACUUGCUGUCUGAUUGGCUGGAUAAGCAGUUUGGAAGUCAAGUGACAGAGAAUUCCAUCUUCUCCAUUCUGCCAAACUAUUGGGAGGGAGAGUACCAUAAAGACAUGGAAGCCCUGAACGUUCUUCCUCCAGACGUUCUGACUCGAGUCAGUGAGUACGUGCCUGAGAUCGUGGACUUUGUGAAUAAGGUCGUCUCAAACGGUUACGGAUAUGAAUCGAACGGUUCUGUGUACUUUGACACCUCCAAGUUUGAUGGCUGUCCGCAUCACUCUUAUGCAAAGCUGGUUCCAGAGGCUGUCGGUGAUCAGAAAGCUUUACAAGAGGGAGAAGGUGACCUGAGCAUCUCUGCUGACAGAUUAGGGGAGAAGAAGUCCCAAAAUGACUUUGCCUUGUGGAAGGCCUCCAAGCCCGGAGAGCCUUCGUGGGACUCUCCAUGGGGGAAGGGAAGGCCUGGCUGGCAUAUCGAAUGUUCGGCCAUGGCUGGCUCCAUCUUGGGAGAGUCCAUGGACAUCCACGGUGGGGGGUUUGAUCUUCGAUUCCCCCAUCACGACAAUGAGUUGGCUCAAUCCGAGGCUUUCUUCGAGAAUGAUCACUGGGUCAGAUACUUCCUGCACACCGGACACCUGACGAUCGCAGGCUGCAAGAUGUCUAAAUCUCUGAAGAACUUCAUCACCAUUAAAGACGCCCUGGCAAAGAACACAGCUCGUCAGCUCCGCCUGGCUUUCUUGAUGCAUUCCUGGAAAGACACCCUGGAUUACUCCUCCAACACGAUGGAGUCAGCUGUGCAGUACGAGAAGUUCAUGAAUGAGUUCUUCCUGACUGUAAAAGACAUAAUGCGCGCUCCUACUGAUAUCACCGGGCGAUAUGAGAGGUGGGAGGCAGCAGAGUUGCAGCUCAACAACAGUUUCUACGACAGGAAGUCUGCCGUCCAUGAGGCUCUGUGUGACAACAUGGACACGCGCAGCGCCAUGGAGGAGAUGAGAGUGCUGGUCGGCCAGAGCAACAGCUACAUCGCCAGCAUGAAGAGCACCAAGCUGAGGCCCAACCGCAUGCUGAUGGAGAGCAUCGCUGCGUACCUCACCAACAUGCUCAAGGUGUUCGGUGCCAUUGAAGGAUCAGAGCCCAUCGGUUUCCCCGUGGGACAAAGUCAGAACGUUGAUCUGGAGAGCACAGUGAUGCCGUACCUCUCAGUGCUGUCAAAUUUCAGAGAGGAAGUCCGAAAAAUUGCAAGAGAGAAGGAAGUGAUAGAGCUGCUGCAACUGUGUGAUGUUGUCCGAGACGAUACGUUACCCGAGCUGGGAGUCCGUCUGGAGGAUCAUGAAGGUCUGCCCACAGUGGUGAAACUGGUGGACAAGGAGACAUUACUGAAGGAGCGAGAGGAGAAGAAACAGGUGGAAGAAGAGAAGAAAAGGAAGAAGGAAGAGGCUGCAAAGAAGAAGCAAGAACAAGAGAUGGCUAAACUGGCGAAGAUGAAGGUCCCUCCGUGUGAAAUGUUUCGCUCAGAAACCGACAAGUAUUCCAAAUUUGAUGAAGCGGGUUUCCCCACCCACGAUGUAGAAGGGAAGGAGCUGAGCAAAGGACAAGCCAAGAAGCUGCGCAAGCUCUUCGAGGCUCAGGAGAAAUUACACGACGAUUAUCUUCAGAUGAACCAAAAUGGCAACUGAUUGUGUUUAUAUACUGCCCAAGACAUCCAGGCUAAAGGAAACCUACAGAAUAAAUGUUUAGGGUCAUCUUUUUCUCUACUCUCCAUCUGUUUUGGAUCAGAAAACAAAUACGGUUUUUCAUUCACAUCACUUCAUUACCAAAGUCCAUGUAUAGCAUUUCAAAAUACAAGGGGAGAAAAAGAAGAGCAUUACUAGAGGAGACAGAGGUCCUCCUGGUUGUGUUUCUCCACAGCAGCAAAACAAAGCAAUUACUGAAGUGAGGUUUUAUUAUGUGACGAAAAUGUUUUAUACGAAGGUGAUGUUUUUGGCUGAAACUCUGUAACACUGCCAGUCGUUUGAAGGAUUAAAUAGAUUGUUUGCAAUAUGAUUUAAUUUUGAAAUGAACUACAAAUUAAAUGAUGUCGGAAAUUGGGAUACAUCUACACAAAAAAAGAAUAGUUUCUGGACUACUAGAGAAUUGAACGUCAUUCUUCUAAUUUGUAUCGGUGCUUAGAUUUCCAUAGAUGUACCAAGGAUACUUCAGGUAUUUUAAAAAUGUAUUUCAAUUACAUUUGGGCCCUUCCUUGUUUCAGUUACAUAUUAUGUAAGUUUACUGCAUUUGUACAGUCUUAAGUGUACUUUUAUUGACUAUUUUGUCAAUGAAUCCCAUGAAAAGACCUCAAAUAACAACAUGUUUGCCUAUCUUUCGAAACUUUACUGACCCUCCAAGCCCAUCGGUACCUACUGGAAAUGUAAAUCUAUACAAAAUAUUUCACAAACAUAGUUUUCCUUCCUGUUGGAGACUGAUUUUAUUGAUGGUGGAUUAACACAGAUUACACACAAUGUGGCACUGUGCCACAGGGCAAAAACACAGUAGAUAUUUUACUAUUUGAAGGAUCAAUUUUGUUGUUGGUCUUUUCUUGUGCUUUGUUGACAGUUAAAGAAAUAUACUGUAUAAUAUCAACGGACUUAUCAGCAACCUUUUUCUCAUCAUUCUGGGUAAAUACCAAUUCUCACACCCUCUGUUCGUGUGAUCUCUCAUGGCUCGAGUGACACCCCACAAAGAUGAGCCUUUUAUUAUUCAACCGUCCAUUAGGGUCAUGCAUUUUUGAACUGUUUGUGUAUUGCAAUUCCAUGGUUGUGUGAAUGCACAGCCGCAGUAAUGCUAUCAUAUAGGUGGAUGCUGAAAAAUAAAGGCAGAUAGCACUACUGAUUUUCUUUCAAGAAAUAAAAUUGAUCAUUCUUGCAAA
This is a messenger RNA of Eleginops maclovinus (Patagonian blennie), 3758 nucleotides long. It is a transcript of the gene cars1, whose product is annotated as cysteinyl-tRNA synthetase 1. Gene Ontology annotation, molecular function: ATP binding; cysteine-tRNA ligase activity. NCBI's taxonomy places the organism in Eukaryota, Metazoa, Chordata, Actinopteri, Perciformes, Eleginopidae. The record is from RefSeq and is a predicted model, not a curated record. Gene Ontology annotation, biological process: cysteinyl-tRNA aminoacylation. The transcript is spliced from 23 exons. Gene Ontology annotation, cellular component: cytoplasm. Bases 67 to 2529 code for a protein of 820 amino acids.